Molecule: messenger RNA, 1023 nt
Organism: Trichoderma reesei QM6a
Lineage: Eukaryota; Fungi; Ascomycota; Sordariomycetes; Hypocreales; Hypocreaceae
Exons: 1
Coding region: 1-1023 (340 amino acids)
Molecular function (GO): oxidoreductase activity; zinc ion binding
Source: RefSeq, a predicted model, not a curated record
AUGUCACUCCCCAAAACAUACAAGGCAAUGGUCACCCUCGAGGCCAACGCCCCCUUCACCCAGAAAGAGCUUCCGCUCCAGCUACCCGGCCCCAACCAGGUCCUCGUCAAGGUCCUCGCCUGCGGCGUCUGCUCCUCCGACGUCUCCAUCAUCGCGGGCCACGUCGGCCCCGUGUUCCCCCGCGUCACGGGCCACGAGCUCGUCGGCGACGUCGUUGCCGUGGGCGAAAACGUGACGCGCCUCACAGUCGGCCAAAGAGUCGGCGGCCCGUGGCACGGCGGACAUGACGGAACGUGUCGGCAGUGCCAGCGCUCGCAGUUUCAGUACUGCGCGAACCAGGCCGUCAACGGGGUCAGCUUUGACGGGGGAUAUGCGGAAUACGUCUUGCUCCGAGCCGAAGCCGUUGUUCGUGUGCCCAAAGAGGUCGACGCAGCGGAGAUUGCCCCCUUCUUGUGCGCGGGCGUGACCGUCUUCAACGGAAUCCGCAAGCUGCACGUCGAGCAGGGCGGCGUCGUCGUCGUCAACGGACUCGGCGGACUGGGCCAUCUGGCCGUCCAGUACGCCAACAAGAUGGGCUACGAAGUCGUUGCCCUGUCGUCCGGCGACGACAAGGCCGGCUUCGCAAAGGAUCUCGGCGCGCACCACUACAUCAACACCAAGGCGUCCGACGCAGUGGCCGAGAUCCUCAAGCUUGGCGGUGCCGACAUUGUCGUGCAAACGGCCCCAGAUGCUGAGAUGAUCAGCACCCUCGUCAAGGCGCUGGCGCCAGGAGGAAAGAUGCUCAACCUGUGUCUGAUUGGGCCGGUUCCCAUUGACACGACAGCGCUGGUGAUGAAGGGAGCCAGUGUUCACGGGUGGGCGAGCGGACACGCGAUUGACAGCGAGGAGGCGAUUCAGUUUGCCGUCAGGCACGGGAUCCGGUGCAUGAUCCAGCGGUAUCCGUUGGCCGAGGCGCAGAAGGCGGUGGACGACUUGGUUGCGGGAAAGCCGCGGUUCAGGAACGUGCUGGUGAUGGAUCAGUGA